Messenger RNA from Crotalus tigris (Tiger rattlesnake), 2802 nucleotides. Its product is annotated as myeloid-associated differentiation marker-like. The transcript has a single exon. Gene Ontology annotation, cellular component: membrane. The coding region runs from base 1201 to 2085 and encodes 294 amino acids. Lineage: Eukaryota; Metazoa; Chordata; Lepidosauria; Squamata; Viperidae. The record is from RefSeq and is a predicted model, not a curated record.
GAUGUUUUGGGAGACGGACUGUUGUCUUAGGCAAAGGCAAAGAACUGGCCUAAGUGACACCAUGGUAGAAUUAGUUACAGUUCCUUUGCUUUUUGUUGCUUUUCUGCCAUGUAUUUAGGACAAGGUUCAUAAGUCGAGCUAUUUUCAAGAGAUGUGGAAGCUCCUGUUCCAUUGCUAGGGUUGGAAGAAAUUAGAAGUGAGCGUGAUGGUAGGGAAAAGGAGACCAACAUAUCCUUUGCCAAAUAUUACGGGCUGUUCUUGAGAAACCCCUGCAAACCAGAAGUGCAGAGGCCACGUCACAUUCUUUGGUGUAUUUCAAGAUCCUUCGAAUUGCCUUUCCAAAAGAUUCUAAAGCAUGUAAAUCACUUUUGACCCCGUGAUCAGAACUCAGGAAACUGGGAGUAGGUGGGUGUACUUUGGACUGAGUAGAAGACAACGUGACUUUUCUACCUUCACAAGAACCAGAAAGCAAUUUUUGAAAAGGAAGAGGAAGCACAAUCUACACUAGAAAUGGAUCCAACUUUUGGGAAGGACCCCAACCCCUUUUUCACUUUCAUCUCUACCUCCUGGAAUCACACAGGUAGAACCUUCAUUCCUUCCUAGCUUCAGAUGAAGGUCUGAAAGAUUUGGUUCCCUGCGCCAACAGCAGGUGCAGUAGGUGGUUAUUACCUUAUCAACUUCAGUCUCGUUAAUCAUCUACCUGCCUCUCAUUUCCCGGACAAGCCUUUUCCUGCUUUGAAGCAGAAACCGUUUGCAGUGAAAGGCUACAAUCCAAAGAACACAGUUUGACACCCAGGGCGGGCUUCUUCGGCUCUUCCCUUAGGCGAACACUCCUCAAGGUGACCUCAUCAACUUUGCAUUCUUCCAUGAGAACACUCAACGUGGAAAGCUUAACAGGGAAAGAUUGUUAGCAGAACAGCAACAGCAACUCUUCUGCUGCUGCUGUUUCCUUUCCCUGACCUGUCCCAGAUUUAGCAAACAUUGAGAGCAGCUAGGAAACUCCCUAAAGCAAUGGCAGAGCUCCACCCUCCAUUGAGACUUUCAACCAUCCCUCCAACUGGGCGUUCCUGGGCUUUGGGCCAGUGCCUAGACUAAUAUAGUACCGCACCCUCAUAGGCUUUCUGAUCAGCUUCUCAACACGCCUUGCUGGGUCUUUAGUCUUUCCUGUGGCCUCUUCGCCCUGCUGGCAUCGGGGCCACCAUGUCAGUCACCCUUCAGUUCAAUGGGCGCUCCCUGAUUUCUCCGCUCGGGAUCAUUCGGUUGUUGGAGAUAUUUUUCUCCUGCACUGCUUUCAGCUUAGCAGCUGUCUAUCACAACUACGAUGGAAACUAUGGGGCUUGGUCGAUGUUUACUUGGUGCUUCUGCUUCAUCAUUUCUGUCUUUGUGGUGAUUAUGGAGCUGAUCAGCCUGGACAAGGCCCUGCCUCUUUCCUGGCAGGACUUCACCUCUGCCUUCUCCAUGCUGGCCACUCUGAUGAUCUUCACGACUUCCAUUGUCUACCCAGCAACCUUCAUACCUCUCUGCAAGAAUUACAACUGUGAUUACCAGAUUGGGGCUACUGUCAUGUCUUGCCUCUGCUUCAUUGCCUACGCAGUAGAAGUAGGACUCACCCGGGCCAAAGCAGGGGAACUCAGCAACUUCCUGACUACCAUCCCUGGCCUCCUGAAGGUAUUUGAGGCCUACAUAGCUUGUCUUAUCUUCUCCUUGCUGGACAGACUUUCCUAUUUCAAGAGUUAUCCUGGUCUGGAAUGGUGUGUGGCCGUCUACAGCAUCUGCUUCAUUCUCACCAUGGUGAUCAUCAUUCUCACCAUUGGACGCUGCCUUGGUUCCCUGCCCAUCCCCGUGGAGAAGACUCUCGUGGCCUACAACAUCUUGGCUGUUCUCAUGUAUCUUACGGUGGUGGUCGUAUGGCCUUUAUACAGCUUUCGGAACAUUCCAAGACCUUCGUGUACUCCUUAUCCUGCGCGCUGCGCCAUGUGGGACAAUCACCUGGGAAUUACUUUUCUCUCCUUCUUCAACCUCAUUGCCUACAUCGUGGACUUCACCUAUUCUUACAAAAUGGUUUUUGUGACCACACCGGCAUAGAUUGCUCAUGUCCUCAUCUCGCCCAUACACGUGGAACCAUGUUGGCUUAUGCUGCUGAACAUGCUGAAAUCCAAGAAGCAUGGAUCCAGGAGUAGUGGAGGUUAUGAAUAUCUGAGGUGAUGGUGGUGAUGGUACUUCUAAUCUUAUAAUUACAUGAUUUAAAUUUUGGACUGUUUUAUUUUAUACUUGCAGUUAUGUUGGAUGGAUAGAUCCCAUUUCAAAAAGCGUUGAACCUACCUUCAUUCAUUACAAGGCUUCUAUGAGUUACACCCUGGUUAGAUGUAAGCCCUUCAGGUGUGACUAAAAGUUUGAUCCAGGGCCUAAAAAUUCUCCCCAAAUUUUGGAGAAACCAGAGUGCUUUAGGCUUUCCAACUUCUGUUUUAAAAGCAGUAGCUGUGAGAAGUGAGAAGAUGAUGAGCAAAGAAGGAACAUCAGGACUGGAGAAGAAGCUGAGUCCUCCACAGAAAGAAGACAACUUUAAUCAUCGCACUGAGCUGAGGACACAAUUUUUGUCCUCAGAUAUGUCCUACAGGAAUGUUUUCUUUGCCUUUGGACAGAAUCUCUUAUUCAAGUUAUAUAAAACAAGAGAUAUCACUGCAGAAUAUGGAGUGGGAGGGUUAUAUUGCCAUACCGAGCAGUCAGCUAAAACAUGGCUUGUUGGAUUAUGGAUUGCUGAAUAAAUCACAGUUGGCAAUAAAAAGGAAACAGCUGAGUUAA